Pteropus alecto (black flying fox) is the source of this 1634-nucleotide messenger RNA. It is a transcript of the gene SLC25A1, whose product is annotated as solute carrier family 25 member 1. The record is from RefSeq and is a predicted model, not a curated record. The coding region runs from base 100 to 1026 and encodes 308 amino acids. The transcript is spliced from 9 exons. Gene Ontology annotation, biological process: mitochondrial citrate transmembrane transport. Lineage: Eukaryota; Metazoa; Chordata; Mammalia; Chiroptera; Pteropodidae.
AUUUAACCGGCUGCCGCCACCGCCUCCGCGGACAGCGCCGAGCGCAGGAGGCUCGGACCCGCGGCCCAUGCCGGCCGCCCCGCCUCCCGCCUCCCCGCCAUGACCAGGCCUCGCGCUCUGGCGGCCGCUGCGCCCGAGUCCGGAAAAGCCAAGCUAACGCACCCAGGGAAGGCCAUCCUGGCAGGAGGCCUGGCGGGCGGCAUCGAAAUUUGCAUCACCUUCCCCACCGAGUACGUGAAGACGCAGCUGCAGCUGGACGAGCGCUCGCACCCGCCGCGCUACCGGGGCAUUUGGGACUGCGUGCAGCAGACGGUCCGCAACCAUGGCGUCCUGGGCCUGUAUCGAGGCCUCAGCUCCCUGCUCUACGGCUCCAUCCCUAAGGCAGCAGUCAGGUUCGGGAUGUUCGAGUUCCUCAGCAACCACAUGCGGGACGCCCAGGGACGGCUGGACAGCACGCGGGGGCUGCUUUGCGGCCUGGGUGCCGGCGUGGCCGAAGCCGUGGUGGUCGUGUGCCCCAUGGAGACCAUUAAGGUGAAGUUCAUCCAUGACCAGACCUCCCCAAACCCCAAAUACAGAGGAUUCUUCCAUGGGGUCAGGGAGAUUAUUCGGGAACAAGGGCUAAAGGGAACAUACCAGGGCCUCACAGCUACCGUGCUAAAGCAGGGAUCCAACCAGGCCAUCCGCUUCUUCGUCAUGACCUCCCUGCGUAACUGGUAUCGAGGUGAUAACCCCAACAAGCCCAUGAACCCACUGCUCACCGGGACAUUUGGAGCUAUCGCGGGUGCAGCCAGUGUCUUCGGAAAUACUCCUCUGGACGUGAUCAAGACCCGGAUGCAGGGCCUAGAGGCACACAAAUACCGGAACACUUGGGACUGCGGCUUGCAGAUCCUAAGGAAUGAGGGGCUCAAGGCGUUCUACAAGGGUACUGUCCCCCGCCUGGGCCGGGUCUGCCUGGAUGUGGCUAUCGUAUUUAUCAUCUAUGACGAAGUGGUAAAGCUGCUCAACAAAGUGUGGAAGACAGAUUGAGCCCCAAGGGUCUGCAUAGGGCCUAUACCAGGCGACUCCAGACCAGCCCCCUCUACCCUUUCUCACGAUUCCAAUGCAGUCGUGCCAAAUGUCCCCUUCUUCUGUCCCUCGCACUCCGUGCCUGGGUCUGUCCCCUGUGGCCAUUGAGUCCAUGUGUUUCAUAGUACUGUGUCCCUUGCGUUCUGUAUGACACCCCCCAUUGUGUCCAUGUUUUCAGCUGAGGCUGGAUGUCUUUCUGGCCUGUGAAUCUGUGCUCACUUGUCCAUGUGAUUACUUAUGAUCCACGUGCCUGUGUUUCAUGUUCUGUGUCGUGACACUGUGCCCCACUUCCCGGGGUGCCCGUGUGGCCUGGGUCCACAGCCCUAUAGCCAUGGCUCAGUCCCAGCCCGGUGCCUUCCACCCUGGGCAGCAGGGGCACCCGCCCCAGCCUACCACAGCUGCCUCUGGGCCUCAGCCUGGCCUCCCUGCAUUCCAGGGGCUGCAUGCCCCCCGCUUCUCCCGCCACUGGCCUUAACUGGUCCUUGGGCCCUCCCUCCACCUGGGACAGGAUGGCACCCGCCACUCUCAGGACCACCCUCCCAAGGCAGAAUAAACCGGAUCCUGUCACA